AUGUCUUCAGUUUAACAUUAUUUGUUGAGAAGGUCUAUUACAGUAAACAAAAAUGGCAAUAUCUUUACGACUUAACAUGAGUUUGAUUAAUAAAGGCUAUAUAGAAAUGGAAAGAUAGUUCCUUACUAUAUAAUUGGUAACCCUGAAAUUAUGGAUAAAUAAUUAACUAUUGCUUCACAAACAGAAGAUUCACAAACAAAUACAAAAACCAAAACUCUAUUUCAUAAAGAACACAAACCGAAGGUUGCAUAAAAACCAAAAAAUAGGGUUCUAGAAGGGGAUGAAUUCAUUAAACUUGACAUGGAGUUUAGCUAAGUAGAGGAUGAAAUUCAAUAAUUGUAAAUCUAGUAAAAAAAAGGUCAAAUUAAUCUCCCCUCUUCACACUUUGGUCAAGCUGAUAGAGCUGCAGCUGAGAAAGACAAUAGAAUUAUGAAAUCUUUUGAAUAACAAUAAAAAAGUUGGGACAAAAGAGUGAUAUAAUCAGCAUAAAGAUGCAAAAGGCAAGUUUCUGAAUCUAUUUACAAUAAAAUAUAAGGAGAAAGAGAAAAAAAUGAGGAUCGCAAAUUGUUAGAUUUAAUCUAAACGGACGCUGAAAGGCAUGGUCAUAAAUUGUGGGAAAGAUAAUUAAGAUCAACUUCAGAAGUACUUGAAACCAACCAAAAAAUACAAGCCCAAGGAUUAGAAAUCAUAAAAUCAAUGAAUAGUUCUGGUAUUUAUAAGAGGCCCAAGAGUUUUGUUAAAAGAUUUUAAGAAAGAUAGGAUAAAGUGAAUGAAUUAACUGCAAGAGGAAAUUAAAUUUAAAAUUUAUAAGUAGAAGGAUUAAAUUAGUUAGCUCGAGAAGCAUCAAGCCUCAAUAAAAUUAUCAAAGAUCAAAAGGAAAUUUAUUAAAAUAUAUUGAAAAAUAAUUCAUCAGUUGAAUAAAUCUCUCAUCGGAAGAAAUAUAAAGCCCCUUUUAAAAAAUUAGUUCCUGUAGAAAAGUAAAACUCCUCAUAAGAUAUUAUUUCAAUUAAUUAUGAUAAAAAGACUUUGGGAUAAUAAGGAAAAUUGGAAAUUUAUAAAUAAUUUUUCUGA
Messenger RNA from Paramecium tetraurelia, 1071 nucleotides. RefSeq lists its product as uncharacterized. NCBI's taxonomy places the organism in Eukaryota, Ciliophora, Oligohymenophorea, Peniculida, Parameciidae. The record is from RefSeq and is a predicted model, not a curated record. The transcript is spliced from 3 exons.